Molecule: messenger RNA, 444 nt
Organism: Lactuca saligna
Lineage: Eukaryota; Viridiplantae; Streptophyta; Magnoliopsida; Asterales; Asteraceae
Source: the annotation of a GenBank genome assembly
AUGUCUCUGUAUUCAUCUGAUCGAGUAAUGAAAGAGAGAUUGUGGGAGGUUAAAGGUUGCUUAACCCGAUCGAAGGAAGCACUUUUAGUGCUUGACUGGACCGAAGAAGGAAAGGGGAACGGAAGCACCGGGGCUGUUGGUGGUCUCGGUGGGUCCAGCACGGGGCUACUCAAGCAGCUUCUCGACUACUUGCUUUUGCUCCGAAAAUGGAUCACGAACUAUGAUAUGAAAAGUGCUGCGCGUGUGCUGCACCGCGCAGCAGUAAGAGGUUUGAAGAGGUUUUUUUCAAAAAACAAACAGCACCUAAGGAGCAAGGUGUUAGUUGAAGAUAAGAGAGCUGGUCAUGGAGGAGUUGAUGGACUCACAUUAGCGUGUAUGAGCAAGGUGUUAGUUGAAGAUAAGAGAGUUGGUCAUGGAGGAGUUGAAGGACACACAUUAGCGUGA